CUCAGCUCAUUCAUAGUUCAACUCUUCUCAUUUUGAUUCGAGUUAAAGGAGAAAUCCUUUUAGAGACUUACCGAGGGAAAAUGGACCAUGUAUUCCUUUUUUCCAUCCUCGCUCUGCUGCUGAAUCUCUCUCAAGCACGUCCUGCUAUGGUGUUGACCAACAAUCAAAAUAUUCACUCAGAGAAGCAUGAUGAAAAGGAUAUUUCCUCACAAAUUCUGGAGGCAAACAAAGAGAUCAGCCAUUCGCUGCUGGAGGGCGAUUUGGCCAUGCCUAAAACAAAGAAUGCCAUGAAAUGCUUGAAAAACUACUGCAGAUGGCCAAAAAACACUUCUGGACUGGUUGAAGUGCCUUACACCAUUUCUGCCUCCUACGAUAACAAUACGAAGAUGAUGAUUGUAAGUGCGAUGAAGAGCAUUGCCAAUAAAACCUGCAUUCGUUUUGUGCCUCAAAGCAAUCAAACUGAUUACAUCAGUAUUGAGAGUCUGACAGGGUGCUGGUCUUAUCUAGGAAGAAUUGGAGGUAAACAGAGUAUAUCUAUAUCUGUGAGUGGAUGUGUUAAUCAUGGAAUCAUUGAGCAUGAGCUUCUUCAUUCUCUGGGAUUCUACCAUGAGCACACCAGGAGCGACCGAGGCCAGUAUGUCCGUAUCAAUUGGGAGAACAUUGCACCAGCCUCUGUAAGCAAUUUUGAGUUGAAGGACACAAAUAAUUUGAAUACCACUUAUGACUACACCUCCAUCAUGCAUUAUGGAAGGACUUCCUUCACCAUACAGUCUGGGAAGGAAACUAUCACUCCUAUUCCUGACUCAUCAGUGAAGAUCGGACAGAGGGUGGAAAUGUCUACCAUUGACAUCCUGAGGAUCAACAAGCUCUAUGAAUGUGCUGCAGGUAGAUUAAGUGGAUACUGAAGAUAUAAUUCCAUUGAAAGACAGACUGCUGAAGGGGUUACUACAGCACUGCGUCACUGGAAUACAUCUCCCCCUUCCCUCUUUGUGUGUAACUUCACUCUAUGAAUGUAAUGGACUGACUGCAGGCUGUAUUUCAAUAAAACUUAUUAAGAGCAACUCCUGGUCCUGGAAGAG
Myxocyprinus asiaticus (Chinese sucker) is the source of this 1079-nucleotide messenger RNA. RefSeq names its product hatching enzyme 1.2-like. Gene Ontology annotation, biological process: proteolysis. Gene Ontology annotation, molecular function: zinc ion binding; metalloendopeptidase activity. Bases 81 to 905 code for a protein of 274 amino acids. The record is from RefSeq and is a predicted model, not a curated record. NCBI's taxonomy places the organism in Eukaryota, Metazoa, Chordata, Actinopteri, Cypriniformes, Catostomidae. The transcript is spliced from 9 exons.